UGGACGAUUGCUGAGGUCGGUUUGAUCAAACCUCUCGUAGUGAUGGAGAUCCUCAGAAUGACAUCGACGUUCGGCUUCAUCUCGCAGCGCUCAGGACCAGAAUUGUGGAGUAACGUCUCAGAUCUCAGCCAAACGUUUCCUCUUUCGUUAUCGAGCGAGCUGCCGCCGAUAGAUAGAUCCUUGCAGAACUCAACAAACAGCAAUGUUUUAUACGGGCCAGACAUGGCAGGGAUUCUCAUUCCUCUGAUCUACAUCACCGUGUGUAUCGUCGGCCUGAUCGGAAACACACUGGUAAUCCACAUCGUGUUGCGAUAUUCACCGGCCGAGUCGGUUACGAAUAUCUACAUCCUGAACUUAGCCAUAGCGGAUGAACUCUUUAUGCUAGGUUUACCUUUUCUCGCCGUGCAAAACGGUCUCCUCUCCUGGCCCUUCGGCUCCUUCAUGUGUCGUCUGGUUAUGACCGUAGAUGCCAUUAACCAGUUUACUAGCAUCUUCUGUCUGACCGUCAUGAGCAUCGACCGGUACCUGGCCGUAGUGCAUCCUCUCCGCUCCUGUAGGUGGCGCCAGCCGCGUGUGGCAAAAGUCGUGAAUGCCACGGUGUGGGCCGUUUCCUUUGUGGUGGUCUUACCUGUGGUGGCGUUUGCAGACGUUCUGAAAGACGACGGAAACUGCAGCAUCGUGUGGCCGGAGCCAGCGGAGGUCUGGAAAGCGACGUUUAUCAUCUACACGGCGACCGUGGGAUUUUUUGGCCCGCUGACGGUGAUAUGCCUGUGCUAUCUACUGAUCGUGGUGAAAGUACGCAGCUCUGGUCGCAAAGUUCGAGCCACGUCUAUUCGACGCAGGAAAUCGGAACGGAAGAUAACGCGCAUGGUCGUGAUCGUCGUGGCGGUGUUCGUCCUCUGCUGGUUGCCGUUUUACGUAUUAAACAUCGUAAACCUGCUAGUGCUGUUGCCGGGUGAGUUUCGCGGCCUGUAUUAUUUUGUCGUGGUUCUGUCCUACGCUAACAGCUGCGCCAACCCCAUUCUCUACGGCUUUCUGUCCGAUAACUUUAAAAGAGGCUUCAGGAAAGCUCUGUGCCGGUCGUCUAGACGCGUAGAGAACCAGGAUCAACGGCAAGGGACGGGAAUGGUUGCUCUACCGCUGGAAGAGAUCCAAAGAGAACUGAACCUCGCAAAAGACAACGAGACGAGAGAGGUGAAGCGGCUGGGCUACACGGAAGAAGCCGACGAAAAGACGGAGCUCUGCGGGAACGGACGUGGAUACCGGCAGGUCACCGGGAGAGCAGAUGGUGGCAUUGGCAAAGCUGUGGAUGGACGACGUGAACGCUCCAUCAGCCUGAACCCUGAACCCACAGCUGUCAGCAAUGGAGCACAAAGACACGCACAAAAAGUCCUGUCUGAGAAGAGUGCCGAUAAAAUCACAGCUCUGGAAAUCAGUUAUUUGUAAUCUGGACCGACUGCAUGAUUAUAAGGAUGACAAAAUGCAGGGUAGCAGAAAAACAAUGCAAAGAUGUGAGUGGAUGAAUGAGUUGACCUCUGACCCCACAGCUGCUGUUCAUCUAACACGAGAUCCAUUAUGACAAACAUCACUGCUUCAUUCAGGACGUAUAAAGGCAGAUGAUUUGGCAAAGCUGAAAAUAAUCAUCACAAACACAGACUCUGUAGAUUAUAAUGUCAAUCUGAAGUGUUAUUCAGCCGGAAAAACUACCUGCUACAAAUCCAUCAGCUGUUAAACAAACUAUUUGUCAGGUUUGAUAUCAUUGUUACUCUCUGAAUCUACACAUCUUUCUUUUGUGUUUGUUUGUGAAGUGUGUGUGUUCAGAUGUUUUAGGACUCACUGCACAUAGUGAUGUCAUACAGAUCUUGUAUGUGUGGACGGAGAGAAAUCCUAAAACACAUCAGAAACAACAAGAAAAAUGUCAAUGACAGAAGUGUUAAUAACAUGAUA
Misgurnus anguillicaudatus (oriental weatherfish) is the source of this 1947-nucleotide messenger RNA. It is a transcript of the gene sst3b, whose product is annotated as somatostatin receptor type 5. Gene Ontology annotation, biological process: neuropeptide signaling pathway. Gene Ontology annotation, molecular function: neuropeptide binding; somatostatin receptor activity. Lineage: Eukaryota; Metazoa; Chordata; Actinopteri; Cypriniformes; Cobitidae. Gene Ontology annotation, cellular component: plasma membrane; neuron projection. The record is from RefSeq and is a predicted model, not a curated record.